AUGCAGACAUCGUAUCCUUCCCCAUGGGGCGCGGCAGGACACAAGAAGUUCAUGUAUGUAAAACCGCCCUGCCCUCCGCCGUACGAAGUCGGGCCCUGGGACAAGGGCUGGGCUGCCCUCGCCAAGUCAGAGAGGUGUUACCAUAGUACUAUGUAUAAUGCCAAGGGAGGAAUCAAUCGAAACCCCCCCGACCAUGCCAUCUACAGGCUGGGCGUUGUUUUGGCAGACGGGAAGAUCGUAGGGAGGAGGCCCAUCCAAGAAGGGCGCCUAAGAAACACCAAGAACGAUGUGCGAUGGUAG
Microsporum canis CBS 113480 is the source of this 300-nucleotide messenger RNA. RefSeq lists its product as uncharacterized. The transcript has 2 exons. Lineage: Eukaryota; Fungi; Ascomycota; Eurotiomycetes; Onygenales; Arthrodermataceae. The coding region runs from base 1 to 300 and encodes 99 amino acids. The record is from RefSeq and is a predicted model, not a curated record.